Cladophialophora immunda is the source of this 1202-nucleotide messenger RNA. RefSeq lists its product as uncharacterized. The transcript has a single exon. NCBI's taxonomy places the organism in Eukaryota, Fungi, Ascomycota, Eurotiomycetes, Chaetothyriales, Herpotrichiellaceae. Bases 181 to 567 code for a protein of 128 amino acids. The record is from RefSeq and is a predicted model, not a curated record.
GCAGUGUCGGCUUUCUCUUUCUUCCUACACAUCUACUCUCCGCUUGACCGCUCCUUUGUCGAGAGCUUUUGCCACGAGGUCCACUACCGGCCUGCUCUUUUGUUGCAAUCGUGCCGGGGCGUUAUUGCGUUGACCUGGCAUGGUGCUCUCGGUCUUGACUGACACCCCCUCAAGCCGGCGAUGGGUCACCAAGGAGCACCGGCAGUUGUGGCAUUGAGGUCGGGCAUCUGGCAGUGUAUACCAGUGGACAAGGAGCGGGAGAAGGAUGGCAGAGAGAGAGGUCAAGAAGGGUUAUUCCAGAGUAGUGGUUGCGGCCCUCGCACAGGCAACCCAGCGUCUCCAAAUGCCGCGCCCCUGGUGGAGGAAAUUGUGCCCAUCUCAUUCCUUCGCGCAGAUGCCUACCUCUGUGUUGUAUCUCUGAUCUACGUGUCAGGCAUUGGAUGUAAUGUUUUCACCUCUCUUUGGGCCGUCUCACGAUUUCUGUCAGAUUUUCUAGGUGGUUGUUAUUUUGGACUCCCUCUCUUGUCCUGGUUUCCGGAUCGAAGGUCGGUCGCCGGUCACUUGUGAUUCUCAGGGCAAUUGACCAGCAGAGAAUCAUUGUCGCGCCCUCUCUUUCUUCUAAUGAGCCUGCACAACCUCCAACUCGAGUCCCGUGCAUCAAACUGCCGCAAUCAUAUUGAUCGAUGUGAGAGGAUGAGGAGGUAGGGCGUCCUAGCAGGAGAAUCACUGCAACUUGGGUGCCAAUGCGAGCACAUGGCGUCUCAUGAGAUCUCGCUGUGUAACCUCGGGCAAUUCCCAGCCGCUGUCAGCUUGCUGCUGAAUGGACGUCUUUGGCUCACUGCCCAAGUAUGUCUCUGAUGUUAGCUCUUUAUACCCCGCGGUCAGCUGGUAAGAAGAGUAAACAGUCUCAUAUUCCUCACCAUCUCAACUGCGUACUGCCACAAGUCGCCUUAAUUUUCUCCAUAUCCACGGUGCCCAAUCGAAGUAUGUAACGGCAAGGCUCUAUUCGACGGCGGCAGGAGAAGUGUCGGAGGGGAGCGAGUGCGGCAGAGUUGAUUCAUGGUUGCCGUCAACGCAGGAUCGUCAAGUGAGAGGGCGUCGCGAACACAAACAUUGUUUCGAGGGUCGAGUGUUUGUUGAGUUUGGUCUUUGGCUUAGAAGUUGACCCUAUAGAUGAUGGACAAGGUACCGAGAUGUCUUCU